Messenger RNA from Melospiza melodia melodia, 1667 nucleotides. It is a transcript of the gene CHEK1, whose product is annotated as checkpoint kinase 1. The transcript is spliced from 10 exons. Gene Ontology annotation, cellular component: cytoplasm. The coding region runs from base 133 to 1509 and encodes 458 amino acids. Gene Ontology annotation, biological process: protein phosphorylation; DNA damage checkpoint signaling. The record is from RefSeq and is a predicted model, not a curated record. Lineage: Eukaryota; Metazoa; Chordata; Aves; Passeriformes; Passerellidae. Gene Ontology annotation, molecular function: ATP binding; protein serine/threonine kinase activity.
CCCCGUUCCCCGCCUGCUGCCUGUCUCUGGGGGAAGCAUUGCCAUGCCCACUCGCUGUUCCGUGCCCACCGCAGGGUGCAGCUGGCCGUGAACCGCCGCACCGAGGAGGCCGUGGCCGUGAAAAUCGUGGACAUGAAGCGCGCGGCCGAGUGCCCGGAGAACAUCAAGAAGGAAAUCUGCAUCAACAAGAUGCUGAACCACGAGAACGUCGUCCGGUUCUACGGACACCGGCGGGAGGGCGCCACGCAGUACCUGUUCCUGGAGUACUGCCGCGGCGGGGAGCUCUUCGACCGCAUCGAGCCAGAUGUCGGGAUGCCAGAGCCGGAGGCGCAGCGGUUCUUCCAGCAGCUGAUUGCCGGCGUGGUGUACCUGCACAGCAUCGGCAUCACCCACCGGGACCUGAAGCCGGAGAACCUGCUGCUGGACGAGCGAGACAACCUGAAGAUCUCGGAUUUCGGGCUGGCCACGGUGUUCCGGCACAACGGGCGCGAGCGGCUGCUGAACAAGAUGUGCGGGACCCUGCCCUACGUGGCGCCCGAGCUGCUGCGGCGCCCCGAGUUCCGCGCCGAGCCCGUCGACGUCUGGGCCUGCGGCGUGGUGCUGACAGCCAUGCUGGCCGGAGAGCUGCCUUGGGACCAGCCCAGCGACAGCUGCCAGGAAUACAGUGACUGGAAGGAGAAGAAAACCUACCUCCCACCUUGGAAGAAGAUUGAUUCCGCUCCCUUGGCGCUGCUGCACAAGAUCCUCACGGAGAGCCCCACGGCCAGGAUCACCAUUGCUGACAUCCAGAAGGACCGGUGGUACAGCAGGCCCCUCAAGAAGGGUAAGGGGCUGCGGGGGAGCGCGCUGCUGCCCCCGGAUUGGGGGUCACCCGGUGUCCUGUCCUUUGCAGAUGUCAAGCGGGCUCGGCUCUCCUCGGGGGGAGUCAGCGACUCCCCUGGAGGCUUCUCCAAGCACAUCCGAUCCGAUACAGACUUCUCACCCGUGAAGGGAGCACUGGGUGAGGACAAGGCAAGCUAUUCCACGUCUCAGCCGGAGCCCGGCACGGGCGGGAUGCCCUGGGAGAGUGGCACGGGAAGCAUCGACCAGCUGGUGCAGGGCUUCAGCUUCUCGCAGCCCGCCUGCCCCGAGCACAUGCUGGUCAACAGCCAACUCCUGGGCACCCCAGGCUCCUCCCAGAGCCCGUGGCAGCGGCUGGUGAAGCGGAUGACGCGGUUCUUCACCAAGCUGGACGCCGACGGCUCCUACCGUGCGCUGAAGGAGGUGUGUGAGAAGAUGGGCUACGGCUGGAAGAUGAGCUGCACCAACCAGGUCACCAUCUCGACCACAGACAGGAGGAACAACAAACUCAUCUUCAAGGUGAACCUGGUGGAGAUGGAGAGCAAGAUUUUGGUGGAUUUUCGCCUCUCCAAGGGUGAUGGCCUGGAGUUCAAGAGGCAUUUCCUGAAGAUCAAGGCCAAGCUCAGCGACAUUGUCAGCACCCAGAAGGUCUGGCUGCCCGGCACCUGAGCCCUCACAUGCCUUCUCUGCCUCUUCCUUCUCUUCCUCCACCUCCUCCUCCUCCUCUUCCUCCUGGCUGCCCUCUGGCAGCAGCACGCAAAUACUGUGAAGGUGUCUGGCCACCUGUUUUAGGUUUUGAAGGUUCAAUAAAGCCCUGGGGGACACGA